UUGUGAACAUUGUCGUUCGGACCUCUAUGGCCUCAUGCCAUGGAUACUUGGAUAAAAUCAAAAGCCGACCAGUUUGCGCAGGCUGCACAUCAGCAUGUUUCCGCGGUGCACCAGUCGGCAUCCAAACUCGCGGAGGGGGUCCUGGAUUCAGUGGGCGGCGCGCCAGACGACUUCCGAAAGGACUUGGAGUUUCGCGAGGGACCUUUGGGCUUCACCUUGGAGGGAGACCUGGUGGUUGCUGUGGCGGCCGACUCGCAGGCGGCGCAGCUGGGGGUGGAGAUCGGAGACCGGCUGGUGAAGGUGGACGGAUACGAGGUGCCCAGUUACGAGUCGGGCUUCGAGGAGCAGCGCGCCCGCGCGCUGAUCGCCAAGUGGCUCAAGGAGAUGCCACGGCCUGGUAUCCUCACCUUCGAGCUCCCAGAGUCCGACGUGGAGGAUGGUAUCCCGGAGUCGCCCCGAAAUGAUGCUGAUAGCCAGACGGACGCCUCCGGGGCGGCCAAGGCCGGCGCAGGAGUGCUCCAGGCGGAGCUGCAAAGGGUGCAGGAGCAGCGGAAGAAGCUGGCCGCAGAGCUCCAGGAGAGCCAGGAGCGGGGUGCCGCGCUGCAGGCGGAGCUGGAGGCCGCCAGGAAGGACCUGGCGCCCACUGCGCGGCGGGCGCAGGAGUUGGAGGAGCAGCUGCAAUGUGCAAAGGCGCAGAACAAGGAGCUGCUGGCCGCGGUGAACGUCGGCAGCGCCGAGGAGCUCACGCGGCUGCAGCGGGCCUUGGCGGACGCCGAGGAGGCUGCCCGGGCGCGUACCUCUGCAGCCGAGCGGCUGCAGACGCAGCAGGCGCAGGAGGUGAAGUCUCUGGCCGCGCGGCUUUGGGAGGCGGAGGCUGCUUUGGCGGCGAGCCGGCAGCAGGUGGAGCCUUUAGAGCAGGAGCUGCAGGGCUUCCGCCAGGCCCAUGAGGUGGAGCUGGAGCUCCUGCAGAAGGAGCAGGAACGGCUGCAGGAGCAAAAGCAGCAAGAGCUUCAGGAGCUACAGGGCCAGCUGGAGGAGCAGAGGCUGAAGGCGGAGGUGGAGAUGCAGACCAUGCGGGAAGAGCUGCAAAGGUCCCAGGACUUGUUGGCAGAAGCUCAGGUUAACGCGGCCGCCGCCGCGGUGGAGGCGCGCGCGGCGCGCCUGGCGCCGCCUGCGGAAGCGCCGGUGGCCGUGCCCGCGGCAGGCGAAGAGCUGGAGGACGAGGAGCUCCGGCCACUGGACAACUUUGCAGAGGUUGCCGACCUGCGGAAGCGCAUCAACCUUCUGGAAACCAGGUGCGCUUCCCUCCAGAGGCGUCUGCGCAGCGAGGCUUUGGGCUCAGGCCCCCGGCCCAGCUCGCGGCCGGGCUGGGAGCUGAAGGUGGCUGCCGCGGCAGGCCCGCGCUGCGCGGCCCUGGCGGUGGCGGUGCACGGGGUGGCCCUGGGCAGCUUGCGGGGCUUCACGGAGCGUCUCCUGAAGAGCGAGGCCUGGCUCUGGGUGUUCUUCGCCCAUCUCGUGGUGCUCUACACCAUCGCGGGGUCAUGCUCCUUCAGCAGCGCCUCGUUGGAUGCGGGCCGCGGGGCCGUCGACUCGCUGAACGCCCAACUCGCCGCGAAGGCCGCUGGCGCGACAGGUGCACAGAGCCUCAGAGGCGCCUGAGCUCUGGGCACCGGGCCAAGGUGAAGAGGGAUCAGGAAG
This is a messenger RNA of Effrenium voratum, 1698 nucleotides long. The record is from the annotation of a GenBank genome assembly. Lineage: Eukaryota; Dinophyceae; Suessiales; Symbiodiniaceae.